Molecule: messenger RNA, 402 nt
Organism: Ochlerotatus camptorhynchus
Lineage: Eukaryota; Metazoa; Arthropoda; Insecta; Diptera; Culicidae
Product: inactive selenide, water dikinase-like protein
Exons: 1
Coding region: 1-402 (133 amino acids)
Biological process (GO): L-selenocysteine biosynthetic process
Cellular component (GO): cytoplasm
Molecular function (GO): selenide, water dikinase activity; ATP binding
Source: RefSeq, a predicted model, not a curated record
AUGUCUCGGUUAAACCGUAUUGCAGCCCGACUGAUGCACAAAUACAACGCUCAUGAGGCUACCGAUAUCACUGUAUUUGGUCUGCUGGGUCACGCACAGACGCUUGCAUCGCACCAGAAGAAUGAGGUUUCCUUCGUUAUUCACAAUCUACCGGUGAUUGCAAAGAUGGCUGCAGUCGCCAAGGCAUGUGGAAAUAUGUUCCAGAUGCUGCACGGACACUCGGCGGAAACCUCCGGAGGACUGUUCAUCUGCUUGCCUCGCGAACAAGCUGCUGCCUACUGUAAGGAUAUCGAGAAGCAGGAAGGCUGUCAAGCAUGGAUUAUUGGAAUCGUUGAAAAGGGUAACGGCACGGCUCGCAUCAUCGACAAACCACGAGUGAUUGAAGUUCCGGCAAAGGAGUAA